Eruca vesicaria subsp. sativa (arugula) is the source of this 1037-nucleotide messenger RNA. The record is from the annotation of a GenBank genome assembly. Lineage: Eukaryota; Viridiplantae; Streptophyta; Magnoliopsida; Brassicales; Brassicaceae.
AUGUCUUUCCGUAGCAAAGAACUUGAGUUUAACCUACAAGAAUGGAGUCGAAAAGGUCAUUUUACUCGUGAAAACCGUUGUUCUAGAAGGUUUUCUGCCUCCUCCCGAGAAGAUCGCAAUUCUUAUAGAACAACCUUCACCAUCUCUAAGGAGAUUGACCCAUCAAAUUAUUCAUUCACUAAUGCACUCAAGACAUUGCAAGCAAAAACAGUGUUCAAUAAGAAUCAAGAUUGGUUAAAACCUGAAGGUAUUGAGUUAAACUCGAAAUGGAACGAAGCAGAGAAGUACAUUUGCAAUCCUUUGUCUGGUGAAGUUCCUAUGGAGUGUUUGUCUUCUAAAACCCUAAUUUCAAGAUCUUUCAGAGACGUGCCCAACAUGUCACCUCCAUUCAUGACUUUACCCUCUUAUCAUAAUCUCAACAAUCCAAGAACAACAAAUCCUAACGUUAGAAUCAUUCAAGAAAAUCAUGUAUCUACCGAUCCUGUUUUUAUUCAAGCAGAAAAGAAAGUUGUGGGGCUGAAACGAGAUGUGGGUGUGCAGAGUGCACCGGUAAAUGUUAGCCUGGGGAAGACGCCACCGGUGAUGGAGGGGUCAACUAACAGACAAGUGAACGUUGAUGAUUCACCGGUCGAUUUUGCACUUAAGUUGAAAGCUCAACAAGAGGAUGUGAAAUUAGAAGAAGACAAGGAACAUAUGAUGACAAAAGAAAAUAAAGAAGAGAAGAAGAAAGGAAGUCGAUUUCUUUCAUGGAUGAAGAAAAGGCAAAGGCAACCAACAAAAUCCAAAUGCUUGUUUCUCAUUUGUCUUAUCAAAUCUUUUUGAGCUUCAAAACCAAUAAUAUUAUAGUAAAAACAAAAUAAAAUAAAAGGUUAAUGGUGUGUAAACUAAACAUGUUCGAACUAAAUUAUGUAUUUGAUUUUUUUCCUCCGGAAUGUGUUCCACCGGAAGAAACCCUGUACAAGGUUAUUGAUCAUCAAAGUUUAAUACUUUUACCUGAAUGUCUUUUAGAGAUCUCAAGAUCAUUAACCUGAAUGAUA